AUGGGUGAGGAUCACUUCAGAAAGGGAAGAGAUGUACCCCUAUAUCAAAGUAUAGUUGCUGGAUGUAUUUCAGGAAUUGGGGCAAGAACAGUGACUGCCCCACUUGACAUGAUCAAGAUAAGACUACAACUUCAGCCCGUUCACGAGGCCAAAUACAGAGGCAUAAUAUCCACUGUUGAAACUGUGAUACGUGAGGAGGGGAUUCGUGCAUUAUGGAAAGGUAAUGUUCCUGCAAUGAUCAUGUAUGUGCUGUAUGGAUCGGUGCAAUUCAGCUCAUACUCAACUUUUAACCGCUGGCUUAGUCGUUUGGAAUGGUCCCCUCAAAUUCACAGCUGCUUUGUGGGAGCUCUUGCAGGAAUGAGUAGCUCUAUAGUUACAUACCCUUUCGACGUUCUACGCACUAGAUUUGUGGCCAACAGAGAUCCUCAGAUGUUUACUCUUUUUAAGAGUUGUGGAGACAUUUGGCAGCAUGAAGGUUUGCGAGGGUUUUUCAGAGGAGUUUCAUCGUCUAUGCUUUCGAUCAGCUUAGCCACGUCAACAAUGUUUGCUACAUAUGAGACCAUUAAAAUCUUCUGUGAAGAGAGUGAGAAUCGCAAUUCUGUCGCCGUGAAGGUUCUUGAGAAAAGCGCAAGUAUGCUAGCUGGUAUUGCAUGCAAGACGAUCACUUUUCCCAUCGACACUGUGCGCAAACGUAUACAGGUGACAAAUUCUCGUCAUCUAGCGCAAUUCACCGCUUGCGAGGCCACGUACAAAUCGUAUAAAAACGUUUGGUUCGGAGAGCUUAUGCUCAAAGUUAUGAAAAAUGAAGGCUUUCUAGCACUCUACAGAGGUUAUAUACCUGCUGUGAUUAAAAGUGCUCCUACUACAGCUUUGAGCUUAUGGUUAUAUGAGUGGAGUUUACGAGCUAUGGGGAAGUAA
Messenger RNA from Lachancea fermentati, 918 nucleotides. Lineage: Eukaryota; Fungi; Ascomycota; Saccharomycetes; Saccharomycetales; Saccharomycetaceae. The record is from the annotation of a GenBank genome assembly.